Messenger RNA from Suncus etruscus (white-toothed pygmy shrew), 5346 nucleotides. It is a transcript of the gene TJP1, whose product is annotated as tight junction protein 1. Gene Ontology annotation, cellular component: bicellular tight junction; plasma membrane. Gene Ontology annotation, biological process: cell-cell adhesion; protein localization to cell-cell junction; positive regulation of blood-brain barrier permeability. NCBI's taxonomy places the organism in Eukaryota, Metazoa, Chordata, Mammalia, Eulipotyphla, Soricidae. Gene Ontology annotation, molecular function: cell adhesion molecule binding. Bases 8 to 5326 code for a protein of 1772 amino acids. The record is from RefSeq and is a predicted model, not a curated record. The transcript is spliced from 30 exons.
UUGAUCUAUGCGGCGGCGGCGACGGCGGCGGCGUUGGCGGCGGGGCGCGGCCACCAUGAAGUACCAGAAGUACCUGCCGGUGCUGCAGAUGGCGCUGGGCGUGACCCCGUCCAACCGCGGCAGCCUCCUGCCCCUCAAGCGCCGGUUCUGGGUCACGCCAUCCUCUGAAAAUCCUCACGGUGCUACUGCUAGUGGGAGCCAAGGCAAACCUUCGUUACGGCGUAUUAAAGGCCGCUUGCACCAGAGCAAGAGCCUCGACAGCAUCGACUUCUGUGAACUCGCUACCACAGUCAUGGAGGAAACGGCCAUCUGGGAGCAGCACACGGUGACGCUUCACAGGGCUCCUGGGUUUGGGUUUGGAAUCGCCAUAUCCGGCGGAAGAGAUAACCCCCAUUUCCAGAGUGGGGAGACCUCCAUCGUGAUCUCGGAUGUGCUGAAAGGCGGCCCGGCAGAAGGGCAGCUCCAGGAGAAUGACCGAGUCGCAAUGGUCAAUGGAGUCUCAAUGGACAACGUCGAACACGCCUUUGCAGUUCAGCAGCUGAGAAAAAGUGGCAAAAACGCAAAAAUCACCAUUCGGAGGAAGAAGAAGGUGCAGAUCCCUGUGACCCGGCCUGAGCCCGAGCCCGUGUCAGAGAACGACGAGGACAGCUACGAGGAGGACGUGCGGGAUGCCCGUGGCAGCCGCGCUGCACCAGGGAACCGCAGGAGCGACAAGAGCUGGGCAAGGGACAGGAGUGCCAGCAGGGACCGGAGCCUGUCCCCGCGCUCUGACCGGCGCUCCUUGUCCUCCAGCCAGCCCCCCAAGCCCACCAAAGUCACGCUGGUGAAGUCCCGGAAGAAUGAAGAGUACGGGCUCCGACUGGCCAGCCACAUCUUUGUGAAGGAGAUCUCCCAGGACAGCUUGGCAGCAAGAGAUGGCAACAUCCAGGAAGGAGACGUUGUGCUCAAGAUCAACGGGACUGUGACAGAAAACAUGUCCCUGACAGACGCGAAGACGUUGAUAGAAAGAUCCAGAGGCAAGUUGAAGAUGGUGGUCCAGCGAGAUGAGCGGGGAACGCUGCUGAACGUGCCCGACCUAUCCGAUAGCAUCCACUCAGCCAAUGCUUCCGAGCGUGAUGACAUUUCCGAGAUCCAGUCCCUGGCCUCAGACCAUUCUGGCCGCUCCCAUGACCGACCCGCCCGCCACAGCCGCUCACGCUCUCCGGACCAGCGCUCCGAGCCCUCCGAGCCUUCCCGCCACUCUCCGCCGCAGCCCAGCAACGGCAGUCUCCGGAGCAGAGAGGAUGAGAGGAAUUCUAAACCGGGCGCCAUCUCCACGCCCGUCAAGCACAUCGAUGAUCCGGCCCCCAAAAUGGUAGAAGAAGUUCGAGUUGAAAGGAAUGAGAAACAAGUACCCACACUUCCAGAACCAAAGCCUGUGUAUGCUCAAGUUGGCCAGCCCGACGUGGACUUACCUGUCAGCCCUUCUGAUGGGCUUCUGUCCAAUUCCGCGCACGAAGACGGGAUUCUGCGGCCCAGCAUGAAACUGGUGAAAUUCAGGAAAGGAGACAGCGUGGGUUUGCGGCUGGCUGGAGGGAAUGACGUUGGAAUCUUCGUCGCUGGUGUUCUGGAGGACAGCCCCGCAGCCAAGGAAGGCCUAGAGGAGGGCGACCAGAUUCUCAGGGUCAACAACGUGGACUUCACGAACAUCAUCCGUGAGGAAGCGGUGCUUUUCCUGCUGGACCUCCCCAAAGGAGAGGAAGUGACCAUCCUGGCUCAGAAGAAGAAGGACGUCUACCGCCGCAUCGUUGAGUCCGAUGUUGGAGACUCUUUCUACAUUCGGACCCAUUUCGAGUAUGAAAAGGAGUCUCCCUACGGCCUGAGCUUCAACAAGGGCGAGGUGUUCCGUGUGGUAGAUACCUUGUACAAUGGGAAGCUGGGCUCCUGGCUCGCCAUUCGCAUCGGCAAGAACCACAAGGAGGUGGAGCGAGGCAUCAUCCCUAACAAGAACAGGGCCGAGCAACUGGCCAGUGUGCAGUACACGCUUCCCAAGACGGCUGGCGGCGACCGCGCCGACUUCUGGCGCUUCCGGGGCCUCCGAAGCUCCAAGAGGAACCUCCGGAAGAGCCGGGAGGACCUGUCCGCUCAGCCGGUUCAGACCAAGUUCCCUGCGUACGAGAGAGUUGUUCUUAGAGAAGCUGGAUUUUUGAGACCCGUCACCAUCUUUGGACCCAUAGCGGAUGUCGCCAGAGAAAAACUGGCCAGAGAAGAGCCAGAUAUUUACCAGAUUGCAAAAAGCGAACCUCGGGAUGCCGGGACUGACCAGCGUAGCUCGGGCAUCAUCCGCCUUCAUACAAUCAAGCAGAUCAUAGACCAGGACAAGCAUGCUCUGUUGGACGUCACCCCAAAUGCUGUGGACCGUCUGAAUUACGCCCAGUGGUACCCGAUCGUGGUCUUCCUGAACCCCGACUCGAAGCAAGGUGUCAAGACCAUGCGGAUGCGGCUCUGUCCCGAGUCUCGGAAAAGUGCCCGGAAGUUGUACGAGCGCUCUCAUAAACUCCGCAAGAACAACCACCAUCUUUUCACAACCACGAUCAACCUGAAUUCGAUGAAUGACGGCUGGUACGGAGCGCUGAAGGAUGCUAUCCAGCAACAGCAGAACCAGCUGGUGUGGGUCUCUGAGGGCAAGGCGGACGGUGCCACAAGCGAUGACCUUGACUUGCAUGACGAUCGGCUGUCCUACCUGUCAGCCCCGGGUAGCGAGUACUCAAUGUAUAGCACAGACAGCAGACACACGUCUGACUAUGAAGACACAGACACAGAAGGCGGGGCCUACACUGAUCAAGAACUAGACGAGACCCUUAAUGAUGAGGCGCUGCCGCUGCCCGGCCAUAGGCUAGACUCCCCCGGAUUUAAAGCACCCUCGCUGCAGACAGCAGAAGCCUCGUCCGUGGCCCCCUCCCUCUCGCCUGACACAAACCCUCCGCCCCCUGCCUCCGGGUGGGUGUACCCCGAGGAGCCCACCCCGGCUCCUGCCGCCACACAGCCCCCGCCAGCUGCUUUCCGAGGGCCCCAUGCCGAGGCCGCUCCCACAUUCGGACCCCCGGAGCCGUCCGUGUCUCUGCAUGCAGACCCGGCCCAGGUCUACAGGAAGGACCCCUACUCCGAGGAGCUGCUGAGGCAGAACCACAUACUGAAGCAGUCGGCGGGCGGCCGUGCUGGGCAGAGGCCCGACAGGGAGCCGGGUGUGGGCCAUGGGCUGGAGCCCCCGAGCCUGUACACUGAGAAGCCGGCCGGCAGGGAACCGGAGCUGGCUGUGCCCAGAUAUGAGGGUGGCUACGCCGAGCCUGGCACCCGAGGCUACGACCCACGCUGCGAGGAUCACUGGGCCUACCUGGAUGACCGGCAGUCCCGCUUGCCGAGGCCGCCCUUUGAGGCGCCACACCCGCGGGACCUCGACGCCCGGCCACACCCUGGCGAGCCCUCAGAGCACCCCUACUUCCCCCACUUUGAGGAGCCUGCGCCGCUGCCCUACGACAGUCGUGCCCGCUUCGAGCAGCUGCCCAGAACCUCCACCCUCCGUCCGGAGGAGGUACCCAGCAGGUUCCGGCCUGAAGCCCAAACCUAUGCAGCCGUGGGCCCCAAGGCCCCAGAACCGAAGCCACCUCUGGAGCAGUUCCCCCGGGGCUACGAGCAGGCGCCCGCCCAGACGCUGCCGGUGAAAGCGACCCACUACGAGCCUGUCCACGGCACAGGCCUUCCCGUUACACCGCCCCGGCCGGAUGGGCCCCCUGCCGGCGCCAAGCCCCUGCCGCCACUGCCUGCCUCCGCCGCCACCCCCGAGGAGGAGGAGGACCCAGCCAUGAAGCCGCAGUCGGUGCUCACACGAGUGCGGAUGUUUGAGAAAAAAAGGUCCGUGUCGCUGGAGAGCCGGAAGGACGAGAACCACCUGGCCGGCGUGAAGUCUGUAGAGGCGGUGUCCAGACCUGUCGCAGCCCCUGUCGCUGCUCCAAAAGCCACUUUGCAGAACCAGCUGAGUGACCAUGACAAGCCCCUGUACAGCAGAAUCCCGGAGCCUCAGAAAGCCCACCCGAAGCCCCCCGAGGACAUCGUGCGGUCGUCGCUCUGUGACCCCGAGGACGAUGAGGAGUACUACCGGAAGCAGCUCUCCUACUUCGACCGCAGGGGCUUCGACAGCAAGCCCACCCACUUGCCUGCCAGCCAUGGCCCGGAGCCGGCCAAGCCUGCCCACCCGCACCCACAAACGAUGCCGGGUUUCUCCAGCUACACCUCCAAGGGCAAGUCUCCUGAGGCUGAAGCCGUAGAGCGACCCUUCGGUGAGAAGCGCCCGGAGCCCCUGCAGCCUGCACCCCCGCCCCCGCCCCUGCCGUCGCAGUACACGCCUGCCUCGAGCCUCACCUUCCACACACUCACCAAGGGAGUCCACAGCGAAGGGAGCUCCGUCUCGCUGGAGCUGCCGAACUCCUUGGCGGCCAAGCCCGAGCCGCCCCCCGCUCAGCUCAAGCCGGCCAUCUUCCGCGCCCCCAGCCGCGACGCCGCCGCCUUCUUCCCUCCCAAGAGCGGCUCCUCAGACAAGGCGCCUGUGAAUGGGGCCGAGCCCGCACACAAGGCACCCGCGUACAACCGCUUCACCGCCAAGCCCUACACCAGCUCCGCGCGCCCCUUCGAGCGCAAGUUCGAGAGCCCCAAGUUCAACCACAACCUCCUGCCCAGCGAGCCCGCCCCCAAGCCUGACCUGUCCCCCAAGGCUCCCAGCUCCGCGCAGCCCGCCGACUUCGACAGUGGCGUGGAGACCUUCUCUCUGCAUGCCGACAAGCCCAAGUACCAGCUCAACAGCGUCAGCGCCGUGCCCAGGGCCAUGCCCGUGAGCCCUUCCGCCGUGGAGGAGGACGAGGACGAAGACGGGCACACGGUGGUGGCCACCGCCCGGGGCGUCUUCAACAGCAACGGCGGGGUGCUGAGCUCUAUCGAGACAGGCGUGAGCAUCAUCAUCCCCCAGGGCGCCGUGCCCGAGGGCGUGGAGCAGGAGAUCUACUUCAAGGUCUGCCGCGACAACAGUCUGCUGCCCCCGCUGGACAAGGAGAAGGGCGAGACCCUGCUGAGCCCCCUGGUGAUGUGCGGGCCACAUGGCCUCAAGUUCCUGAAGCCCGUGGAGCUGCGCCUGCCGCACUGCGCCUCCAUGACUCCUGACGGUUGGUCUUUUGCUCUAAAAUCGUCCGACUCCUCGGCGGGUGACCCGAAAACUUGGCAGAACAAGUGUCUUCCCGGAGACCCCAACUAUCUCGUGGGCGCCAACUGUGUCUCCGUCCUGAUUGACCAUUUUUAACGCCUCGCAGCUAGGAACCC